Molecule: messenger RNA, 1056 nt
Organism: Papaver somniferum (opium poppy)
Lineage: Eukaryota; Viridiplantae; Streptophyta; Magnoliopsida; Ranunculales; Papaveraceae
Product: probable transmembrane ascorbate ferrireductase 4
Exons: 4
Coding region: 55-801 (248 amino acids)
Molecular function (GO): oxidoreductase activity
Source: RefSeq, a predicted model, not a curated record
UUCAACACCUUUCUUCCGUUCUUUCUCUCUUCCUCAUGUGUUUUGGUUUUGGUCAUGGAGACCUCAAAUAAGGCUACUGCAUCUCCAUCUUCAACAUCAUCAAAUUUGAUUGUAUUUGCUAGAUUAUCUGGUCUUCUAGUUGCAGUGCUAGUUCUUGUUUGGGGUCUUUCCUUUCGAUCAAACUUCCUUUCUCACACCUCACCAACUCACACUCGCAUCUACUCUGUUCUUCAUUAUCUUGUAAUGGUGAUAGGUUUUGUACUCAUCAGCGGAGAAGCAAUAUUGGUGCAUAAAUGGUGUCCAGGGUCGAGGAAUUUGAAGAAAUUGGUACAUUUAACUAUGCAGGGAGUUGCUUUGGCAUCUGGCAUUUUCGGAAUUUGGGCAAACUUUCAUGUGGAAAUAGGGGUUUUAUCUAAUUUCUACAGUUUACAUUCUUGGAUGGGUUUGAUCUGUAUCUCCUUGUUUGCUGCUCAGUGGUUAAUGGGGUUAUUUAGCUUUUGGCAUCAAGGAGAGGAGCGCACCACAAGGAUAAGGGUGUUACCAGGGAAUGUGUUUCUUGGGCUCUAUAUAUAUGCAUUAGCCAUUGCAACAGCUGAGACAGGUCUACUUGAGAAGCUGACAUUCUUAGAAGCAAAGAAGAAGGUUCUGAAACAUUCUCUGGAGUCGGUAGUGGUCAAUAGUUUAGGACUAGGAUUAGCUUUAGUUAGUGGUAUUGUAAUACUGACUGCUGUUUCUCCAGGGAAUCAAAGCAUUCCAACUAAAAUCGUAUAUUCAAGUACUGACAAGCGGCCAUCAUCAUAAAUACAAACCUUUUCUAUUUAUACUGUUACAUAUCCACGGGAGAGAAUUGGUUUGCACUAAUACAAGAACGUCAAAUUCUUUAUUUUUGGUAUUUGUUUCACUAUCCACUCUUCAAGUUUCGAAUUGUGCAAAUUUUGUACUUUCUAUGUUUUUCAGAUUACUGAUAUAAUCGAUCUUACUCCAAGCAAGUUUGUGUAAAUGUACCCCUGUUGCUGUUGCAGGCUUGUAAUACAAGGCAUUAUUCAUCUUUCCAAA